Molecule: messenger RNA, 954 nt
Organism: Phaeodactylum tricornutum CCAP 1055/1
Lineage: Eukaryota; Bacillariophyta; Bacillariophyceae; Surirellales; Neidiaceae
Exons: 1
Coding region: 112-954 (280 amino acids)
Source: RefSeq, a predicted model, not a curated record
CCACCUUGAAACGUUGAUUGUUCUCAUUUGCUAUUAGUGCUUCGUUGAUGUGAAACCAUUUUUUUCACAUUUCUUGCUCAUCUCUUUCGCAAGACCUCAGAGUCAGGGACUAUGCCGCGACGCCCCCGGAUACAAAACCAGAGGGAUGCUCAGUCUCGACUCUCUCGUCGACAUGACGACACCCCUGCGCCCAAAGUGCAAACUUCAUUGGGUGUCUACACGCUGGAAGUACUCGACAAACUAGACGAUAAUCUCUUCUUGAUCCAAGCCACGUCCUUUGUUCGUAGGUUUGCUAAAAUUAACCGCAACAUGGUGGUGUUGAGGCACAACAAACGCGAGCUGACACUCAUCAAUCCGGUACGGCUAGAUGCCGACGGAGAAGCCAGGCUUCUACAGCUGGGUGGUAUCGCUCGUAUCAUUCGUCUUGCGCCGAACCAUGGUACCAAUCACGAUCGCUACUAUAUAGAUAAGUUUCCUCAAGUCCGCCGAUGGGCGCCGGCACGGUCGGCCGCAGAUUCGCACGAUCCCAAUUUGCCCGUACAUCGCCUCUUAACUGACGAUGACGAUGCGAUACUACCGGCCUGCCACGUCUUUUGUUUUCAAGAAACGGCACAACCCGAAUGCGCACUAUUGAUACUCCAAGACUACGUUGGGAACUUACUGGUUACCUCGGACUCACUGCAAUCUCACCAAGCAAACCCGCUCGUGAAUAUGCCCGUUCGCGCUAAACUCGCAGCCGAAGGCAUGUUGGCGGGCAAGAUCCAUAUUUCUAGUACUUGGCUGCGUUCAGCCUCCCAUACGCGAUCUCAUCGGCAAAAAGCCCUACGAGGGGAAUUUGAGCGACUCUUGCGGUUAGACUUUGCACGAAUGGUGGGGAGCAGCGGCACGAUGGUUUACGAAGGUGCCAAAGAAGGGACAGUCCUUGCAGUGGAACGAACAUUUCCUAUUCUUUAG